AUGAGUACAAUAUUUCGCAGUGAAGAAAUGACAUUAUGUCAACUCUUCUUGCAACCUGAUGCUGCGUAUUCUUGUAUAUCUGAAUUGGGAGAAUUAGGAAUUGUUCAAUUUCGUGAUCUGAAUCCAAAUGUAAAUUCUUUUCAACGUAAAUAUGUAAAUGAAGUUCGACGAUGUGAAGAAAUGGAACGAAAACUUCGAUUCCUUGAAACCGAAAUAAAGAAAGAUGAAUUACCAAUAUAUGAUCCAGAAGAUAAUCCUGAUGCACCAAAACCUCGAGAAAUGAUAGAUCUUGAAGCAACAUUUGAAAAACUGGAUCAUGAAUUAAAAGAAAUUAAUACAAAUGCUGAUGCACUUCUACGAAAUUUUAACGAAUUAACUGAAUUAAAACAUAAUUUAACUAUGACACAAGGAUUUUUUGAUGAUGCUAUAUCUCAUCCAGUUGGUGUAAUGGAAGAUGUUGGUGGAGAACGAGAAAUGGAAUUAGGUGGACAAACAACAACAACUGCUGCUGGAAUGAAACUUGGAUUUAUAACCGGUGUUGUUCCACGUGAACGGAUGGUAGCAUUUGAACGAAUGUUAUGGAGAGUUUGUCGAGGAAAUGUUUUUUUAAGACAAGCGGAAAUUCCUGAAUUAAUUGAAGAUCCUGUUUCAGGUGAAAAACUUCAUAAAACAGUAUUUGUAGUAUUUUUUCAAGGUGAACAAUUAAAAAAUCGUGUUCAAAAAAUUUGCGAAGGUUUUCGUGCAAAUAUUUAUCCAUGUCCAGAAAAUCCACAUGAACGUCGAGAAUUAGCUAUGGGCGUCAUGACACGUUUAGAAGAUCUAACAGUUGUUCUUAGUCAAACACAAGAUCAUCGACAACGUGUUUUAGCAGCAACAUCAAGAAAUCUUCGAACAUGGCAAAUUAAAGUUAAAAAAAUCAAAGCUAUUUAUCAUACAAUGAAUAUGUUUAAUAAUGAUGUUGCAAGAAAAUGUCUCAUUGCAGAAUGUUGGGCACCAGUUAGUGAACUUGAUCGAAUUCAAUUAGCACUUAGAAAAGGAUCUGAAGCGAGUGGUGGUGGAACAGUCUCAUCUGUAUUAAAUCGUAUGGUUACUCGUGAACAACCUCCAACUCAUCAUAAAUUAAACAAAUUUACACAAGGUUUUCAAAAUUUAGUUGAUGCUUAUGGUGUUGCAACAUAUCGAGAAAUCAAUCCAAUGCCAUUUGUUUUAAUAACAUUUCCAUUCUUAUUUGCUGUUAUGUUUGGUGAUGCCGGGCAUGGUAUACUUGUAACAAUAUUUGCAUUAUGGAUGGUUCUUAAAGAACGUUCACUUAAAGAUAAAUGGAGAAAUCAAGAAGUUUGGACAAUAUUUUUUGGUGGAAGAUAUAUUAUUUUAUUAAUGGGUAUAUUCUCAAUCUAUACAGGAAUUAUUUAUAAUGAUGUAUUUUCGAAAUCAUUAAAUAUAUUUGGUUCAUCAUGGAGAGUUCGAUUUGGUGAUGAUACUUUGGCUAAACAUGAUUCAGUUAUGUUAGAACCAACACCAUAUAAUUAUACAAGAUCAGGUGAUUAUCGACAGAUGUUUAGUGGUACACCAUAUCCAAUUGGUCUCGAUCCUGUUUGGCAAUUAGCAGAUAAUAAAAUAACAUAUACAAAUUCAGUUAAAAUGAAAUUUGCUAUUAUUAUUGGUAUAACACAAAUGGGUUUUGGACUUUUUCUUAGUUUAUGGAAUCAUUUACAUUUUAAUCAUCGUCAUGCAAUUUAUCUUGAAUUUCUUCCACAAAUUAUCUUUUUGGCAUGUAUUUUCUUCUAUUUAAUCAUAUUAAUAUUUUAUAAAUGGACAAGUUUUGAUGGAAGUAAAGCAACUGAUGCACCAUCAUUGCUUAUUCAUUUGAUUAAUAUGAUAUUAUUCUCAUAUAAAACUGAUCCGCCAAGUGCAGCAGUAUUUUAUACUGGUCAAAAACAAUUUCAAACAUUUCUUAUUCUUCUCGCAGUUCUUUGUGUUCCAUGGAUGCUCUUAGGCAAACCAAUUUAUCGAAUUGUAAUGAAUAAACGACGAGCAAAUUAUUCAACAGUAACAAAUCACGCAGCAGGUAAUGAUAGUGAUGUAGAAGAACAACAUCAAGAAGAAUUUCAUGAUCCAGCUGAAAAGAGAGGUGUUGUACUUGAUGCUGAUGUUCGGGAUACGGACACAGAAGACAUGCUUGAUGAUGAACAUUCACAUCAACAACAUCAUCAACAUGAGGUUGAAAUGAGCGAAGUUUGGGUUGAACAAGGUAUUCAUACAAUCGAAUACUUUCUUGGUUGUAUAUCUCAUACAGCUUCAUAUCUACGUCUUUGGGCUUUAUCAUUAGCUCAUGCACAAUUAUCUGAAGUUUUAUGGCAUAUGAUAUUACAUUUGGGUUUAAGUAUGAAUGGUUACGGUGGUGCGAUAGCAUCAUUUUUCGUUUUUAUGCCAUGGUCAUCAUUAACAGUAUUUAUAUUACUUUUAAUGGAAGGACUUUCAGCUUUUCUUCAUGCAUUACGUCUUCAUUGGGUUGAAUUUCAAUCGAAAUUUUAUAAAGGCGAAGGUUAUCCAUUUGUUCCAUUUUCAUUCCGUCUUCUAUUAGACGAAGCACCCGUGGAAGCUUAA
Adineta steineri is the source of this 2607-nucleotide messenger RNA. The record is from the annotation of a GenBank genome assembly. NCBI's taxonomy places the organism in Eukaryota, Metazoa, Rotifera, Eurotatoria, Adinetida, Adinetidae.